Jatropha curcas is the source of this 1915-nucleotide messenger RNA. The record is from RefSeq and is a predicted model, not a curated record. Lineage: Eukaryota; Viridiplantae; Streptophyta; Magnoliopsida; Malpighiales; Euphorbiaceae.
AAAAAAAAAAAAAGAAAGAAAGAAAGAUCGUGUCGCAUUCAGAUCGCAGUGUCUAAUCUGAACUGAACUGUAUGACGUGAAAGAGUCUCUUUCGUUUGAUCUUUGUUUUACGAUUCCCUCUCUGUAUCAAACUCAGACUCCGACUCGGUCCAAAUCGUCAAACUCUCAAAAAAUCUGAGCAUCUGUUACAAGAUUAGAUCUCUUUAAUUAGACAAUGUCCAAACUCUCAAUUAUCGUUUAUAUUACUUUGGCUGCUCUUUUCCUCUUCCUAAUCUCUUACUCCCCUUCCAAACCUUCCAACCACCGUCACCGCCGUCUUAAGCUCCGUUCCACUUUUAACUUCUCCGACUUUAAUAAGCCUCUCCACCAUGAGCCUGUUCCCUUUGACCCUCUCAUCGCCGACAUUGAGCGCCACCGCGAGGAUAAGCAAUGGGAGAAGCACUACUUCGAUCACGCCCAUCCUGAAAUCCUUUCGCAUACUGAACACCAUCAACCCGCUCCUGGCCACGAGUCCCAGCCUGAGUGGGACGAUUUCAUCAAUGCAGAGGAUUACUUGAAUGACGAAGAGAAAUUCAAUGUCACUAGCAGGUUGUUGUUGCUUUUUCCGAAGAUUGAUGUUGACCCAAUCGAUGGUUAUGUGAGCGAGCACGAAUUGACUGAAUGGAACUUGAACCAGGCUGAGAGGGAAGUGUUGCAUCGGACUCAAAGGGAGAUGGAUGUUCAUGAUAAAAAUCAUGAUGGGUUCGUUUCAUUUGCUGAGUAUGAGCCCCCUACUUGGGUUCACAGUGCAGCCGAAAAAGAUUCUUUUGGCUAUGAUAUGGGUUGGUGGAGAGAAGAACAUUUUAAUGCAUCAGAUGCAGAUGGAGACGGUCUUUUGAAUAUAACAGAGUUCAAUGACUUUCUGCAUCCGGCUGAUAGCAAAAACCCAAAGCUGCUCCAAUGGUUGUGCAAGGAGGAAGUAAGGGAACGGGAUUCAGACAAAGAUGGGAAGGUUAAUUUUAAAGAAUUCUUUCAUGGGCUCUUUGACUUGGUGAGAAACUAUGAAGAAGAAAAUCAGAAUUCUUCACAUCUUUCUGAUGAUUCAAUGGAGGCCCCAGCAAAGGUGUUGUUUGCUCAGCUAGAUAAAGAUGGUGAUGGAUAUUUGUCAGACACUGAAUUACUACCUAUUAUUGGGAAGCUCCAUCCAUCAGAGCGUUACUAUGCAAAACAACAAGCUGAUUACAUUAUAUCACAGGCUGAUACAGAUAAAGAUGGGCGCCUAUCAUUGACAGAGAUGAUUGAGAAUCCAUACGUAUUUUACAGUGCUAUUUUCAAUGACGAAGAAGAUGAAGAUUAUGAUUUCCAUGAUGAAUUCAGAUAAUUUCAACUGUAGGUUGCUAAGAGAAGGAAAACAGGGUUAGAUUUCUUUUUCUUUAUUAGCUGGAAUUUGUGCACUAUAAAAUUAGUAGUAUAAAGAGGCUGUAAAUUUGAUCUCCAAACAGUCGCUAAAUCUGGUGACCUAUUGUGCUGCUGCUGCUGCAAUGCGAUGUGCAUAAUUAGCCGAGGACUGUAAGGCUCAUCAUGCGUUGUCUCUCAUUUUUGAAGAUUAUGGUGCUCUUAUGCCAAUCUGUACUGCAAAUAUUCCAUUGGCCAGCGGGUAGUUCGAAUUUCCACUUUGUGGCGAAAAACGUUUAGUAAUUUAAAGUUGGAUGUCUAAUUUUUGGAGUUUAGGUGCAUAAAAGUUUUAAAUUUUUUUGUGGGUGAUACCAAAGAGUACUUACUGUCUCUUGUUUCAAUUUUUUGCCUAUAUAUGUAGAAUUCAUAAAACAUCACCUCAAUUGUUAGAAUGAAGUGUGAUUUGCAUUACUGAUGGAAAAGGUUUGUAAUUUCUAUAUCUAUAUAUUGAGAAUAAGAUAUCUUAAGAUAGAAUUUGUAA